AUGACUCAAACGCGCCGGGAUGCAGCAGUCGGAGACGACGAGGAUGAAGAUGAUGUGCCCCUCCACCAAAGGCGGCCCUUUGGCAGCGGCAUCCGCAUGGAACCCGUCAAAUUUGUUCCCGCAUCGUCGGCUCUGCAGUCUGUCGCAUCGGAGCCAUCUUUAGCAUCGGCCCAGGCCGGUCAGUCCGCCGCAGAUGCAUACCUCAGCAUCGUCAUGGGGAAAGCCAAGACACAGCCCGCGUCCGAGACCAAAGACGGGGAUGCAACCGAUGGUCCGCCGAAAAUAUUCUGCGAGACGUGCAAGGUUUCGGUAGGCACCACAGAGCAAGACCAUCGCCAGCACCAGACGACGAUGGCGCACCAGCUCAGCCUCCAGCACUCACAUCCACCCUCCGCCCUGGAUAGAUCUCGCAUGGGCCUGACCUACCUCAGAUCGUACGGAUGGGACCCGGAUUCACGUAAAGGCCUAGGCGCCGAUGCUCAGGGCAUUGUUUAUCCGCUCAAGGGGACUGUCCGAGAAGAUAACGCAGGCCUGGGGAUUGAUGUCAAGUCUGAAGAUGGUAAGAAGGAGAAGAAAUCUGAACCUAAGCCGAAGCUGCUUGAUGCUGGAAAGGUUCGCAAAAAAGCGGAGGAGGACCGGAAGAAGACUGAGCGCCUGCGCCAGCAACUUUAUAGCAACGUCGAUUUGGACAAGUACCUCGGCACUGGAGCAUAA
Molecule: messenger RNA, 714 nt
Organism: Pyricularia grisea
Lineage: Eukaryota; Fungi; Ascomycota; Sordariomycetes; Magnaporthales; Pyriculariaceae
Exons: 1
Coding region: 1-714 (237 amino acids)
Molecular function (GO): nucleic acid binding
Source: RefSeq, a predicted model, not a curated record